Molecule: messenger RNA, 12038 nt
Organism: Patella vulgata (common limpet)
Lineage: Eukaryota; Metazoa; Mollusca; Gastropoda; Patellidae
Exons: 11
Coding region: 190-8052 (2620 amino acids)
Biological process (GO): regulation of transcription by RNA polymerase II
Cellular component (GO): nucleus
Molecular function (GO): zinc ion binding; RNA polymerase II cis-regulatory region sequence-specific DNA binding; DNA-binding transcription factor activity, RNA polymerase II-specific
Source: RefSeq, a predicted model, not a curated record
AACGAAAGAAUUUCCCCCCCAUUACGGACGAGAUUCCCGUUAUUACUUGGCAAUAUUUACAACAAUUUGAAGAUCAUUAUUACUUUGUGCUACUUCAUCAAGGCCUAUGAUGAUUCGGUGAGGAUUCCCUAAAUGGAUCCGCGCGGACACAGUGUGUGAGAACCCAGCACGAGUGAUUUUAAACGAGGGAUGCCACGCACCAGAAAGAUAUCGACUCAAUCGUCUCCUUUAAAACGAACAUUAGAUGAUGAAUAUACAUUUAACUAUGACAUCACUGGAAAAAAGAGAAAAAAUUCAGACUCUUCUGAUUCCUGCAAUGGCCAAGGUCAAAAUGAACUUGAAUCAAGGUCACCAAAAACCACUACUGGUGAUAAUAUAAAAACAGAUCCUACUCCAUCUCAAGAUGAAGAACAAGACAGAAGAGAUGACUUUGCUACACCAGUUAGUACAGAAACUGACAAACGAAACCGAUCGCUGGAGGCUCUAUUUGUUGUCACAGAUAAUGAGCUACAAAAUAUUUCACGACAUGAACCAGAAAUAGAAAACACAACAGAUGAAAAGAUCUACAUAAUCAGCGACAUGAGUGGCGUUCAGGUAAACGAAGAACAAAUUGUAUUCACCGAAAAAGAGGAAACCCUAGUUCCAAAACCAGAUACAAGUGGAACAACUACAGCAAAAUUCCAUUUGAAAUCAGAAGCCCUUGAGCAACAAGGAUUAAAACUAGUUUACACAAAGCAAGCCUCAGAGUCGAGCAUUGUGCCAUAUUUUGUUGAUACCAAAAAUAAAAGAUCAGAGACAUUCACAAAAAGUCAAAGUGAGGUACUAACUCCAUCACCAAUGGAAAUGCCACUUAAUAUAUUGUCCGUUGGUAGGAAGAGAAAACACCCGCAAAAACCUGGAAGACAUAUUUGUUCAUAUUGUGGACGAGGAUGUGCAAAACCGAGUGUUCUUGAGAAACACCUGCGAGCCCACACAGGAGAGAGACCUUUUCCAUGUUUAGAUUGUGGUUUCUCUUUUAAAACUAAAAGUAAUUUAUACAAACAUUGUAAAUCUCGAGCGCAUGCUUUAAAAGUGAGUCAAACAGAAUCAGUGGUAGAAGAGAUAGUUGAAACAGAGGCCAAUGAAGUAGAGAUAUCAGAUGAAGAGGUCACAAUGGCUGAAUCCGAAACAGAAUCAGCCAGCGAUCAAGAAGACCCUGAAAGAUUGAGGAUGGGUUUGAGUAUGGAGGAGCCUUUAACCCAAGUCCAAACACCAUCAGAUGAUCCAAACAAUCUUUCACUGCAACCAAACUUCAAGAAGAGAGUAGAAGUAGGUAAGCUCAUGGAAUGGAAUAAAAAUAUAGAGAAGCAAGAAAAACAGAGAACAAAAGCUAUGCUGGAAGCUCACAGCCAGUUUCCUAUUAAAAUAGCUCCAAAGAAUAUUAGUGGGUUAAGUAUGGAUUCCCUACAAGUUCCUGACUCAGAACCAAGACCCAGGUUGCUUUCCCAAAAAAGCAACCCUGAGUAUUCAGUCUUAGCAGCUGAGGAGAAUUUGGGAAAAUUGCCCAGUCUAGCAGAAUCAAGUUCCUCGAUAGUUGUUAGUACUUCAGCACGGACUCCUGGUUCAACUAAAGGGUUAUCUUUACCGGUAGUCAUGAGUACAGAGACUAAAGUUCCAUCAAUCAAAACUAGUGAACCUUCAAUAACCAUAACUACUGAGACAGUCAAACUUCCUCACCCAAGACUUGGUCGUGAAGCCGCCCAAAAAGGUUUGAGGGAGCUUGAGGAACUUACUACUAAGCUUAACUCCCCCAGUUUCCAAGGUAUUCAGAUCUCCACCUCCUUCAAUAAAUUACCAGAUGAGUCUAUGGAGGUUAUAGUUCAUGUUGCCAAAUCUGCUCAAGGUCAGGUAACUGGAAAAUCAGAGUUAAAACAAAAAAUUGAGGCUUUAGUGUCUGCUACUUCGGUUGCUCUUGCUACUCAGCCAACAACUCCUACCCCUGUGAUAACUUCCUCCCCAUCAUUUAAUCGAGCGGACUCCAAACAAGGAAUGUCUUCAGAACAUAUUAAAGAACACAUUCAGCAUCUUAUAUCUGCAAAUGCUGCCAUUGUGGAUAUGCCUAUUUUAGAUGCUCCUAGGCCGAGAGCAAGAAGUAUUUUCCGCCAAACCAGUGAAUUACCAGGAACUUUGAAACCAGAUCAAGCAAAAUCCGACCCACCAAAGAUUUCUAUACCAAAUAUUGUGUCAGUGCCCUUGCAACCACUUUAUCAGUCAGAGACUUUGUCCAAAGGUAAAUCAUUGAGUGGAAAACCUUUGUUAUCAACUCUUUCUUUACCUAGCAGCACUGAUAUAAUGAAAAAAGAAAACCUUGCAAAGAAAACAGAUCAGUUGAAAAAAUUAAAUGAAAUAACUGGAUCACAAACUCUGAGCUUGACUAGUGAUAUUACAAGAGCUACAUCAGAAGGAAUAGCUGGAUUUUCAGGACUGACUGUCCCAAAGACAAACCACAAUCAACUUGAAAAAUCUAAAACUAUGGAGGAACAGGUGUCUUCGUCUGCAAGUGAGUUUAAGAUACAGAUAAAGCUCUCAAAAACACAGAGCGAAUCAGGUGGACCAGUUGGAAAUCUUUCUGUUGGACAUACCUCAGCCUCAGCACCUAGGAUCCCUUCUCCUAUACCUUCAAUCACAAUAGACAGAUCAGCAGGUUUUACACCGAAAGAGAUGCUUCUCCAAAACAGAUCCAUAUCCUUUGACCCGAAGAUCCUGGAUACCAACAAGGAAACCGAAAACCCUUCAAUAGUUGUUCAAUCUGACAUAUAUCCUCUUAAUCUUUACAAGAAUGUGUCUGCUGAAGAAUUUUCAUGUCAACAAUGUAAAGAUUCUUUUAAACAUAAAGAAACCCUCAAACUCCACAACUUAUUUUACUGCUCUUCAGAACCAGACAGAUCUGCAAAAUCCAAUCCAGCUUUUGAGCAAAUUCAAAAGAUCCUGAUUGCAAAUUAUUUUCAAAAGGGCGUGGCAGGCCUGAAGAGAUCUGUGUCUUUACCAGAUGGAAAUGUCACAAAAGUGAAACAACUCACAGAAACUGAACCUUACAAAGAAAGUCAACCAGUAAAGCAGCAAAUGUUACAAGAAAAUACCCUAGAGAAAAUAAAGUUAGAAAGUCUUAAACCAAAAUCAAUGGAGCUCAAGUGGAUGGAGAUGGAUAAUCCGCCCCUGAUGAUUCCUGGAGGACCAUACACUGUGGAUCAAACACCCACAGAUUUGACAAAAACAAAAUAUCACACUGUUAAACCAGCUGUGUCUACAUUAGCUCCAACUACUCCAAUCUUACUUGCCCCAGCAGGUCAUGGCUUUAACCAGUCCCCAAGAAUACUGACACCUACAUCCAUUCCUGUGCUACUAGCCUCCCUUCAGUCAAGACCAGUGCUCCUGCAGCAGUCAGCAGUUUUAUCAGAGCCAGGUCAAGUUCCAACAACUUCAAUUUUUAGAUCAAGUAGCCUGGCCAUGACUUCUCAAAAUCUAUCCAUACCAAUGGGAACACGGUCCCUGUCUAUGGGAACUACUUCCCGUACUCCAAGUACCCCAAGUGGAUCUUUCCAAGCAAUCCUACCUAACACCAAUGUUCCAACCACUUUAAUAGGUCAACCCAUGAUUUCUCCUACACCUAUUUUUGCCAAAAACUUACCAAUUUCUAUGGCGGAAACAAGCCAGUCUCAAGCUGUGGCUGAUAUGAAGAUGCGUCUAAAAGGAAAGCUUCUUUUGAAGCGUUCUAUGAGUGCUGAAAAAUCUAAAGAAGGAUCGGUCAUAGACACCAUGUCACCAGGAAGCAGAACUCCUGGAACCCCAAUCACAGCUGGUCGUCUUUUUGGAGACAAUAGUAAGCUUGCACAACUACUUACUGCCCAGGCUAAGGAGAGCCAACAGCAUUCUUCUCCAGCAAAGCGUCCGAAACUUGGGGAACUAAAACAAAUGAACUCUGGACAAUUAAAGGCAGUUGACUUCACAGACAUAGACCCCCCAGCUUCUUCAAAGCUGAGUAAAUCACAAUCCAGUUCUCAAGCAGAUCCUACAGGAGCUCUCAAGAAAAUAGACCUUAGCUCCACUACAAAUUCAAGCUCUAUUCUGUCUCUUCAGUUGUCUAAAAGUGUAGAGGAUAAAGUGGGAACCGUUGCUACAGCAAUACUUAUCAAGGAAGGAAGUUUAACUGAAGGGGAUUCUAACACUGUUCAGUUCUUCACUGUGCCUGUGGUUAUGGCACAGCCUUUCUACUCUUAUACAAAGGGUUUAAGUUCUGGAUACAGAAGUAACUUAAGCCCUGGAUCACACUCACAAGUAAUAACAUUAAUUAGUCCGACAGCAUCAAAAGCUCUACCUGGAUCCAAAACUGUGAAAGAAUUAUUGAUUCAGAAGUCCCAAGAGCUAGCCAAAUCUCCAAGUUUAAGUCACAGAUCAUUUGCUGAAGCUUUGCUAACACCCUCUGCAUCAGCACCAAAAGCCCUUCAGUAUGACAAAGGAGUGAACUCUAAUACAACACAGCAGUUAAGAGAGAAAUUAUCUGGACAAGUUGAGAAAUCCAACCAACUAAGUCCAAGAAAAUCUGAUGUCAUAACACCAUUGACUCCAAGGCGAUCACCGCUUCACCUGUAUGGUCAUUUAAUAGCAACUUUACGAAGCACUACUCACGUAUCGUAUUGCUGUGUCCAGCGUCCACAGCCAUUUUAUGUACCAAUUUCUACAAACAAAAAAAUUUCCAUGUAUUCAAACUGGAAAGCAGCUCCUCACAACCCAAAUCCAGUAGGACUGUCUUCCAAGGAUCUGCUGACCUUGUACAAGUCUCGAUACACAAGUAACCCUGUUUAUGCCGAGGGAGGUAACUCAGUGCCAAAUUCAAUUGGUGGAUUUGUGACUCACAGUACUUACUGGACCUACCACAAACAGAGAGAAGGCCAAGAAAUGAAAACUGCUUCUCACUGGCGUGAAAGAGAGAAGGGAGAGAAGGUUAGCCAGAGCACCCUAGAAAAAGUUUUGACAAAAAUAAGAGAAACCACUCCAGAGGAGACUAGAAAAGAACCAGAUAUCACUAAGCUUACCAGGACUGAUACUGGCAAGAGAGAGAAGGUUUGUCGAGGUGGGUUUAAAACUGAUGAAGAGUACACAUAUAUUCGUGGAAGAGGGAGGGGAAGUUAUGUUUGCGAGACCUGUGGUAUAAGAUGUCGGAAACCAAGCAUGUUGAAGAAGCACAUACGGACCCACACUGAUCAUCGUCCCUACCAUUGUCGUCAUUGUAAAUUCUCUUUCAAAACAAAAGGGAACUUGACAAAGCAUAUGAAAUCUAAAGCCCAUCAGAAGAAAUGCAUGGAAUUGGGCAUAGUUCCUGUACCCACCUCUGUUGAAGAGUGUCAGAUUGAUGAUGAUGAGUUGGCUGCUCAGAUGUCAGCAAGUAAGGAUUUAUGGGUUGGUGUAUCAUUAGAAGAUGAAGAUAAAACUGAUGAUGAAGAUAAGGAUGGGGAUGAUGACCAGGAUGUUAUAUCAUUGGGUAGUGAUGAUGAAGAUGAUGAAGAUGCUGGAGCUGAUUUUGAAAGGUUCAACUCUCAGGCUUUUAUUGAAGAACAGCAGAGGGAUGCUGCUUCUCCUGUUUAUGUUGCUGUUAAAACAUCAGAGAGCAAUCAACCAGCUUUAAUUAAAAUAACACAGAAAGGCAUUUCAUCCAGACUGGGGACUGUUUAUGGAUUUGAGGGAACAUCAUAUGCUGAUAGAGCCCUUAGUCCUGAUACAGGUUCAGAUUCUACUAGAAGUCAGAAUAUAGACACAGAGAUAGCCAGGAGUCUGUUAGAAUUGUCUAAAAAAGCUGAAACUGAUGAUAAGGGAGAGAAAUAUACAGAUUUAGGAGAAAAGAAAGAAACAAGGCUUGGUAAUUUAAUUGGAGCUUUAAUGUCAAGGACAAAACCACUCUCUGGCUUACAGCCCAAGGAGGAUAACUCAGUUGUCUUAGAUGUGGAACCUAGCAGAAGUCUUCCUAUGCGAGGUUCUUCUUCAACAUCCAUUAUCAUAACAGAUGCAGAUGAGGAAGAUGUCACUACAAAAGAAUCCAAGAGUCCAGCAUCAAAUCCAACAACACUAUCCACCAUCAAGAGACCAAGAGAUCUAUUCCUGGGAGUUGAAGACCAACCUAGUCGCAAACGGUUCUUUUUACCAAGUUCUCCAGCAAAAACACCAAAAGAAUCAAUUAAUCCACAAACUCCACUAAAUGCUUCUAUCCUAUCAUAUCUCCCACCAUGCAUUUCAACAAAGUUAGGAGCCUCGAAAGCCUCUACGUAUCGGGGACCUAUAAUAGGUCAACUCAUACAACAAGACAGUGUAGUCAUGACGCCAGUUGUGUCGUCUGCAGCAACUUCAGGUGGAUUUCCGUUCCUCUUUAGUCAUCCGUUUGAACUUUUAGAUGUUUUACAGCAACCUGGAGACAAUCCAGAUAACUCUGAUACUUCUGAAAAGUUGGUGCAGACGUCAGGGGAUGUAACUCUAUCAAAUAUUAAGUCGUCUAAAGAAGGUGCUGUUUUGGUCCAAAAUUCUGGCGAGUCUGGAUCAUCUAGACAAGUGUUUUAUAUCAUUGAUGAAUCGCAAAUGAAAGUCUCAAAUAACCAGACAUUUGAAAAUCGAAGCUCUGUGACAUGUGAUGUGUGUAGCAAAAGUUUUACAGAUAUAAAUCAACUUAAUUUGCAUAAAAAGAUCCAUGUUGUGGAAAAUACUCUUUGGUGUGAUUUGUGUCGAAUGAAAUUUCAUUCCCAGCAUUCCCUCAAUAAACAUUUUCAAUCGUUGGAACAUAUGAAUAGACAAGCAUCUGUCCAAAAUGAAACAUUCCCAUCUGUAUUAAAAUGCAUCCAUUGUGGAAUAGCAUUCGGACAAACCGAUCAAUUAUCCAAACAUUUAAAAUCUAGAAACCAUUUUAAGGAACUGGAAAAACUCGGCAUAAUAAACCAAGGAAUGUAUGAUAGUCUUGAACAGACAGGUGAACUUAACCAAAUGGAUGUUUCUGAUCCAGAAAUAUUUUUCCGCGAACUUUUAUUAAAAUGUGAUAAGAUAAAAGAGAACGUUUCAAGUGCAAACACCAUUGAGUCAAGGGAAACAACCCUGACUAAAGUUAGUAGUGUAGGUGGGUUUAUGGGUAAUAAGAUUAUUCUUACUAAUCAGCGGAAAGGUUCGAUUGGUGAAAAACAAUUCUCACAGAGAUUAGACUACGAAAAACAUGAUGGAGCAUCGAAUGAACGUGUUACCGUGGAGAUAAAACAUGAACCAAUCGACAUCGGUGAUAUCGGUCAACGAUCUUUUGUUCAAAUGGAUGACGAGGAAGUGCAAAUAAUUGAUCCAUCUAACCGCUCAAAAACAAUUCAGUCCUCUAAGGAACAAGGAGAUGCUUCAAAAAAGAAUGGUCCACAUUUAUGUGGUAUUUGUCGGGAUGGAUUCAAAGAUGUCCAAGAAUUACGAUCUCAUAUAAUGACACAUGCUGAGCUACGACCGUAUGUAUGUGAAUAUUGUGACGCCGGUUUUACUAAUGCUCAGAGUUUAAAUACACAUCUACACACACAUACACAGGAGAGACCAUAUGUCUGUGGAAGAUGUGGCGAUACCUUUACACAAGCAGAUGACCUUCACCUUCACAUGUCAACACACUCAAUGUUGCUACCAGCGAAACAAAGGGACCAAUCAAAGUCAUCACUUUCUCAUAUCAAUCAUUCAAAUCUUAAAACUACUCUGUCUCUAGACCAAUCAAAAUUUUCGUCUGCAACAAGUCCACUUAUCUACCAAUCACCACUUAGACCAACCUUUUCUCUUGACCAAUCAGAAUCCACAAAAGUCAUUGACCAAUCAUCUCUUAGAUUUUCUUAUUCAAUGGACCAUUCCAGUGCUAGUUCCAGUUUAUCAACCCAUUCUGAUCAGAAUCCUUUAGUUAUCGACCAAUCAAAUGAUAGCAUAGAUAAUAAUCUGUCACAGACUUUACAGGUACCAGUACCCAACCAAUCAAAUUCUGUCAUAAUAACAAAGGAAAGAGGUGAAGAAAAUAAAGAUAGUUGAUUGGACAAGUGUAUGUCAAUGAGAACCAAUCAUACCCGCUAAUCAAUUGAAGUUCAUGGUGAUAUUAAACUUAAAGUGGAAAUUUAGUUUGUUGAAAUGUUUAAGUUAAGCUUUGUGUUUCCGAUGUAUAAAAGUUGUGAUAUUUCUCCAGUUAGUGCUAUUCUCUGACUAAAGGAAUAAUGUAAUUGUGAAAAGGAUAAUUCUGUUCCACAUAUGUGUACCAAAAUCCAUUUAGAAACUGUGUCCCAUGCUGUACAAAUGCUAAAUUUCUUUGUAACAUGCAUUCAAAACAUUAACCAAAGAUGGAGAGCUCUUUUCUACACAGUCUCUUUAAAUCUUUGCUUUUUCAAACUCAGACUUAUAUAUUUUUAUGGGCACUGUCACGUUUUUGGACCUAUGUGCACCACGUCUAACAAAUGCUUGGAUGACAUCAUAUACAUGUCACUGUGUGUAAUUUUGUAAUUGCUUAUUUGAAGAACAGCAGCCUGCAUACCGAGGAAGAAAAUGUUGUUUGUAAUACAUGUAAUUGAAAUUUUGGAUGUUUUGGUUUCUCUUGAUCUUAAAUAUCACGAAGAAUUGAUUUCUACAAAUGGCUAACUGUCAAAACAAUACUGCAUUCGGUUUAGUUUACAUUCUUCAUCAGAACAAAUGAAAAUUGACCGCUGUGAUUGGCUAAAAACACAACCACACAAAUCUGACUGUAGUGGAAAUAGCAAUAUUUCUAAUUGAAUCUCGGCAUGAAUCCACCAAACUUCAAACUAUGGUUUCUAUUUCUAGCGUUGUGACGUCUCAUGGUUAAUGGCCUUUACACCUACAUGUACACGCAUCGGACAAUUAUAUAAUAUUUAUUUGUAGAGGAACUAAUGUUAAAUUAUUCAUAUAUGAUUUAACCUGUAUAAGCUGGCUAGCAACACGUCUCUGCCUCUAGUUUUAGGGCGAAGUUAUAUAUGUGCUUGAACAAUCAUUAUUCUAUGACCUUAAUUUAAUAACACAAAAUAUAAUAUUUUGUAUACAUCAAGUCUCCGAUAUUCUGGAAGCAAAAAGACACCAAUAAAUUUCUGGACAAUUAGACGGGUACAACAGCUUUGAGUUGGUGAAAAAUAAAAGUAAAGAAUUAAUUAAAUUUGAUGUGCUCAUUUGUUUUGUGAAGUUAUGUAUUGUUUAAUGGUCGAGAGCGAGACAUUAAGUAAUAUAUUGUAACAACAAGAGGACCGUCAGGUCCGAGUGUUUUUACAAUAUAUUACGCAAUGUCUCAGCUCGAGACCAUUAAACAUCUUAAAAUACAGACACUCCGCACGUGCGUUUACAGUGAAAUACGUCACUCGAGUCUAAUAUUUGACAAGGUACGAUUGGCAAGUUGCCCGUACGAUUAUUUGAAAUAAUGGUACGCCAACAUCAAAGGGUGACGUCACAUCUGUAUUUUAAGUACAUUUAAUGAUUUAAGUUCUACAGAUAGAAACAAUAUGGUGAUGCAACUGAAUUUGUGUUUAUCUGUCAGUUAAAUCUUUCAAACUUAAAUAUGAUCUAUAUAACGUUCCAUAAGCUCCUUUAAAAAUUAUUCAAUGAAAAUUUUAAACUUUGUACAAGUGGUCUUUGGCCAGAACUUAAUCACCUGUAUUUAUAGAAGGCUUAACAAUCUACUGUUCAAGAAUUAAAUAGCCCGUUAUUCCUCCAGGUCUGAUUCCACUGGCAUCCAUCAAAUGUUCCAAUGAAACAUUAAUUGAACGAAUGAGUUAAAACUCAAUCAAAGCUUAUUUUCAUGUUAUUGCUGUCUGUGGGUAUAGAUGGCCCAUUAUAUUUGGGGGGGGGGGGGUGCAAAAAGCUCUUCAGAUCUGUGUUAACAUUUUUGCAACUCUCAUUACACAUUUUGUACAUGAACCAUUUACUGUUUGCUCAAAUCUUGAUGGGGACUUGAUAGAACGUUCCGGAAUUGAAUUCUGUCAAACCCAAAAAUAGUGACAAUCGAGUGAAAAUGGGAUUUGGGGCUAGAAUGCAUGCGCUGACUGCAUGAGAAAAUAGCUCAACCAACCACCUCUGUUGUCCAGACUGACAGUACUGUGACAGGACUGAAUUCUGUCAAUUCGGAACAUUCCGGACUGACAAUCAAGCAUCUCCAAUGACUAUUCUAAAGGGGAAUAACUCUGCAUGGUUUUAAAUUGCAUUUUCUACAAUAUAUGUAUUUGUAUAAUUGGAUUUUAAGCCAUUGCCAAAAAUCUAUAAAUUUACUCCCUUACACAUGUACAAUGAAAAGGGUUUUUAUGUCAUCUUGUGAGAUAGAAUGGUCCAAAUAGCACAUGGUCUAUUUCACUUAAAUUUGUCCUACUUAAUAGAGGUUUAGCUUAUUAGAGGGUAUUGACAAAAUUAUUGGAGAGAUGUGAGACGUACUUGAAAAAAACAUUGGAUUUUUAUCAAUAAUAGACUCUUUGUAUGAUUGUCAUUUCUAUGUAACACAUAAAAAUUUGUAAUAUUUGGACAAAGCACCUCAUAUUUUUCAAUUUCUUAAAUUUCUUACUUGGAUAUAUUUGUGACAUAUAAUUUCUGUUAAUUUUGUACGGAAUUUGUUAUUUUUGUAUCCUGUUGUUUAAAUGUAUUGCCUUGCCUAAUCCGCCUGCCAGCAAUUCUGUUGUGUAUUUCAUUGUUGGGAGAUAUUUAUUGUCAGGUUUUUAAUAAUGAUGCCAAAUAAUUUAAAUUUGAUUUCUCUGGGAACAUGUAAUAUUGAGGCCACACCAAUUUGGAACAUCUAAUAUUAUGCCACAUCAAUUUGAUUUCCACUGGAAAUAUCUAAUAAUCAAUUUGAAUUUUAGUUCUCUUGGAACCUCUAAUAAUGAGCAACACCAAUUUUAUUUCUCUUGGAAAAUCUAAUGAGACCACACCAAUUUGAUUUCUCUUGGAACAUCUUAAAAUGAGGUACAUCAAUUUGAUUUCUCUUGGAACAUCUAAUAAUGAGCCACAUCAAUUUAAUUUCUCUUGGAAUAUCUAAUGUCAAGGCCACACCAAUUUGAUUUCUCUUGGCACAUCUUAAAACGAGGUCACACCAAUUUUAUUUCUCUGGGAACAUCUAAUGCCGAGGCAAUACCAAUCUAAAUGUUAGUCUUCAGAAACACCUAUUAAAGCUCUUUGCUUCAACAUAAAAUACUUGGUUGUUAUUAGUUCCAAAUGUUGAAAAAAAACCCACUCAUUAUCCAUGUGAGUAAAGAACUAAAAAUCAAAUUAUUUUUUCUAAAAGAAACAUAACCUGUCAUAUAUUGUUGAGAGUAUUGAUUCUAAAUAUCUUUUUAAUAAGAGUAUUCUACUUUCAUAUUCAAAAUUAAAUUUUCUAAAUAUUUUGAUGUGAUACAUUUUGGUCCAAUCCCAUUAGAUUUUCACACAAGUCCAUAUAUGUUCUACAUCUAGAUUUUUUGCCCCCCCCCCCCCUAUCCAAAUAGAUGAUUCAAUAUGGAAAAUCAUUGGCUUACUAAUAUGGUUGAGCAUCAAUUAUUCUCUAAAAACCAUGUCAUAUCAUAAGGUCUGUCAUUGAGUCAACUGGUGUGGGUUCAAUUCCCUGGUUGGACGUGGCAAGGAGUAGGGUCGCCUGUCCAGCCUCGUGGAUUUCCUCGGGGUCCUCUGGUUUGCUCCCACUGCUAAAGACCCAUAUGCGCAAGUGAAUUAUUGAAAUAAAAUUGAACCGUGUGUGUUAGUCCUGAAAUGACCAUUUCUCUCUCUCUAAAAACCAUACCGGGUCCAUAUUUCUUUGCAUUUUACCCCGUCAACAUGGAUAUCCAGAGUUAAUAAAACUGUACUAACCUUGGCAUUGCUUAAUAAAGUCUUUAUUUAAUCUCUUUCUAGUCUAGUAUACUCUUUUUAAACGAUUUGAUGAUGAUUCCCAACCCUCAAAUGUUAUUGUUAAUAUGUUAAUUGAAUUGUUUGUUACAGGAAAAAGCCUAAUUCGUGCUCUGCUUGUUUGUGCAGAUGUUAAAAACUUCAUUAUUAAUGAAAUAAAAUUAAUA